UGGAAAGAGAAAACUUGGCAGUCUUUGCAUCCAUCGCGUGUGUCGCCCUCCCUGUCCACAGCAUCUCAGUCUUGAAAAAUGGCAUGACGAAGACCACCUUCCGAAAGUCUGCCAACUCUUUGGAGUCGAAGCAGCCUCGCCAACCGCGCUAUGAAACUACAUAACAAUGAGUCAGGUUCGAAGGAGUCUUUACACUACUCAAUGCAGGCGUUGUCGAAGAUGCAUGUGUCCGUCUCACUCAUCCAUCUCCGACCUUCUCUCACCUCCAGUGCCCCAGAGCUUUGACGACAGCGAUGGAUUCCUUCUGGGACAUAUCGAGAAGGUCCGGUCAUGUAGAAGUCGCCGCCAUGUCGAAUGAUGGAAAUCACGAGGUAAGCUGGUGGACAGAACAGCAACCUCUUGUCAGUGAGCGAUCGCUUGCUGAUGAUAAAUAUCGAUGCCUGCUGAAACUACGGAACAAGUUCCAGCUAUGAUGACAGUAACGACAAGUAGAGAGUUCUGAUCGAUGAUGUGGAGGACGAGAGAUAGGAGGCCUGUUCAUGAAUAAUAGAGUUUAGGAUCCGUUCUGAGUGAGUUCCAUUUAGUAGAUGAGAAGCAGAUUAGCAGCUCUUCCUUAAUCUAGUCUCUUUAACUUUGGCUUGAAUCAUGUACCAAGCUUCGCAAGAUAUUCUCGUUUGAGAUAACCUUCUCAAACCGAAGGAUAUGGCCAACAGUAUAACGAUGGAGGUUUAUGGCCUCAGGACACUAUUCGGAAGACAAUAAGUGAACGUGAACAGUGGUCCCCAUCUCGAAAGUGCUCGAGCCGCCGUCGCUGUGAACAAGUCUACUGGACAACAACUGCUAAAGAGCUAGGACCUGUGCUGCACACGCUUAAGUAUCUCGAAGGUAGAGCUCCAGAGGCCAUGUGGUGGGAAUGCACCAUAAGGGAUCAGUCGAUGUCUCUCGGGACUUUGGCACACGAGUCGGGGUUCGAGCCCGAGUUCAGUCAAGGAGUUAAGUGAACUAGUCGACGGAUUGACAUCUGGUAGGAGCCACGGGCAGGAAGCGACUUCACGUGCCGAUGGGCUAGGCAUCACUUCAUCGAACUCUUGCAGGAAGUCUCGACCAUGAGUAUCGACACAGCUGCUCACGAUGCAAAAGAGCUUCUGAACGCUACGCGAGUCCAGGUUCAGUUUCUUUAGCUGCACAUUGCUAGGAUGUUUCUAGGAUUCUUACGGUCUACUCUAUUCUCACAAGGAUCCAGGUACUACGAUUUAGCUAGGCUGUGACAGUUGCAGCAGCAGGUUUCGGUUUCCUUCGCUUGGCACCUUCGGCAAGCAUCAGCCACUAUGGCAGGAAACGGUUUCAAAUUCAUGUCAUUCAGUGGUCUGGCGCGGAUCCGGAUGCCAUUCAUGGUCUUCGUGCAGCUACUGACUCUAGCGACUGGUCAGCUAUCGUCUGUUUGUUUCCAAAUGAGUCCAUCUCCGAAACUUGCGUUUUUUGUGGAUCCUUUACCAACUCCGCCCUCCAUCAACGUGUCGGAUGGCCGAAAUCAUGUGAUCAAAGCUUUCAAAAUAAAACAGAAGCUGCACCGUGAUUUGCCGUCGACCGAGCUGUACGCGUACGGGACGAGCGAGUCGACGGCGAGCUACCCGGGGCCGACUCUGGAGGCGAGGAGAAACGUCCCGUCGAGGAUCCGGUGGGAGAAUCACAUCGCCGAUCGGCAGCACAUGUUUCCGGUCGACCCGACGAUUGCCUGGGCCGAUCCGCCGAACGGCGGAGUGCCCACCGUGACGCACCUGCACGGGAUGGAAGUCGAGAGCGUCUACGACGGCAAUCCGGAGUCGUGGUUCACCACGUUCAACGACACGGGCCCCAAGUUCGUCACGCAGGACUACGCCUACCCGAACUCCCUCCUGCCGUCGCUUCUCUGGUACCACGACCACACGAUGGGCAUCACUCGGCUGAACGUCAUCGCCGGGCUGGUCGGCGCCUACGUCGUCCGCGGCCCCGAGGAGCCUCCGGGGCUGCCCACCGGGCAGCAGGAGGUGGUGCUCGUCAUCCAGGACAAGCAGUUCCUGGCGAACGGGUCGAUCAACUUCCCGUCCGUGGGAAUCGACCCGUCCCUCCACCCGGACUGGUGCCCGGCCUACUUCGGCGAUACCAUCCUCGUCAACGGGAAGGUGUGGCCGUAUCUGCAGGUCCGCCCGCUGCAGUACCGGUUCCGGAUCCUCAACGGGGCCAGCGAGAGGUACCUGACCCUGUCCAUGAGCCACCGCCGGCUGAAGUUCCUGAAGAUCGGAACGGACGGCGGGCUCUUGCCUCGGCCGGUUUUGCUCCGGUCACUGACCAUCUCGCCGGCGGAGCGAGUGGACUGCGUCAUCGACUUCCGGCGUGUCCGGCCCGGGGCGCGUAUCAUCGUCUCGAACUCGGCGCCACUACCGUUCCCCGGCGGCGGAGGGAUUCAGAGCUCCGACGGCAAAGUUCCCGUUAUGCAGUUCCGGGUGCUCGAAUCCCGGCAGCCCGGGGAGGAGCCGGUCGUGGACGUCAGCACCGUGCCGGCAAGGUUGGCAAAGCGGCCUCCGUUGGUUCCACAUAACGCGUCCAUAGUGUACCGGCAUUUCACGCUGACGGAGUCCGUGAACCCCGUGGGAGUGAGCACGGACCUGAUGCUGCAGAACCGCACUUGGGAGGAUCCCGUCACCGAGGUGUCGCGGAUCGGAGGGACGGAGAUCUGGCAGUUCAUCAACCUGACGCCGGGACUCGCUCACCCCAUCCACUUGCACCUGGUCAAGUUCGUGGUGCUCAGUUUCCAGUCCAUCGACGUUACGCGGUUCGAGCGCGGGCUCUGCUCGCUGAACGAGAGCUUCGGGCGCCGCGACAGCUGCUUCGUGGAGCCGCCGAGGCUGCCGGAACCUGAAGACUGGGGCUGGAAGGAUGUGGUCACGGCCUGGCCCGGCAACGUAACGAGGAUCCUUCUGAGGGUCACAUCUCAAAGCGGGAGCAAGUUCCCCUUCGACGCGACUUCGGGGCCCGGCUACCUGUGGCACUGUCACCUGCUCAGCCACGAAGACAAUGCCAUGAUGAGACCCUUGAUCAUUCAGAGAUGAGCGACUGCGUGCCACUUUGCUUGCUUGCUUGCGUCUUCGGUCGGUUGGGUCAUUGGGAAUGUAGAUUCGAGGCGUAGAGAUAAUUUAGACAUCUUCAGUCGUUUACCGACCGAGCGCUCACUGCGCAUUGUUUGUAAGUUUCAGUGAAGGAUUUGCCUGUUUCCUUGUAGAUGGCCAUCUGCCGUGGUGGCAUACCUUCUUCGAUCGUUAAGGUUAGCUCGUUGAUCAACUUCAUCUCUGUACGACAGGAUGGGAUCUUCCAAUCCUUCAGGCCAUUCAGAUGGCCCCCGCUGUCUUCUCUGGUAUCCAGUGUUCGCCUUGCUCAGACUUUCUCACUGCUGCGUGCUCGAAUCCAUCUCGUGUUUUGCCCUGCUUCUUUGGUUUGUUUCUAUUAACUGAAGGUGCAAGAAGACAGGCCCAGUGGUCUCAAUACCAUGUGCAGUGGUCAACCUGUGUAAGGAAAGCUUGGGAA
Messenger RNA from Marchantia polymorpha subsp. ruderalis, 3561 nucleotides. The record is from the annotation of a GenBank genome assembly. NCBI's taxonomy places the organism in Eukaryota, Viridiplantae, Streptophyta, Marchantiopsida, Marchantiales, Marchantiaceae.